AUGCCUUCCACUACAUCGUGUCUCUCCUCGCCUAACACCACACCAUUCCUCAUCACCGUCCAGGAUGCCAUCUUGCUAGAAGACUCGGAAGGUUUCAGCAUUCUCCGCGACCAUCUCUCGAACGAAUGCUGCAACGACUUNUGCAAGGACCACGAAACAGAUGUUGCCGAAGACCAACAAGCCUGGAUCCUCAUGAGGGAUAUUCUCCACGCCCUACUUGCACCCGUUGUAGCACUUCACGAUCACACAACAAGGAUUGCCCAAAAGUACACCAAGGCCAUCAAGCCAGAGGAUAUCGAGUUUGCAUUCAGGAACAAGGGCCGCAACGCAUUUGUCUGGCUGACAUCCUUCUUGGCCGAUGACGCAGACUGGUGUCUCAGCAAGAACUGCCCUGCUUGCGUUGUCCAACACGCCUUGGACGCCGAGUUUCAGAUCAGACUGAUGAUUGCCGCGUGCAUGCUAUCUUGCGCAAAGGGCCCGGAACCUGGCGAUGGUCCUACACUCCCUUCAUUCGACUUCUUCCUCCGUUCCCUGCGUGAUGCUCUCAAGGAAGACGAACUGUGGGGCCCGGAGUACUACGAAUACGUUGAGCCCAAGGCCGAGGACUUGAACCUCGGAAUGCAGGACCUGAUGCGUCAGUGUGAGAAGCUCGAGCUGUCCAUGACACCACCUGGAACUCCGGAAGAUGUUCCCCUUCCCUCAUUCUCAUACUUCUCGGAGCGCAGAAUGUCCCUCAUGACCCCGACCAAGACGAUCUACCCGAGAAGGCAGUCCGUGGUGCCGGGCAUCACGAUCAAGCGUUCGAAACUGGCCAAGGUUCAGAUGAAGAUGGCAGAAGAAGAGGAACAGUGGCUUCAGUCUUUCGUCAACAACGCAUGGCAGACACUCAACCCUUUCCAAAUCGAGCUGCCAUCGAUAAACACGCUCGCACGCCGCAUGUCGCUCGUUGCAGGCCCCUGA
Messenger RNA from Aureobasidium vineae, 960 nucleotides. The record is from the annotation of a GenBank genome assembly. NCBI's taxonomy places the organism in Eukaryota, Fungi, Ascomycota, Dothideomycetes, Dothideales, Saccotheciaceae.